This is a messenger RNA of Vicia villosa (hairy vetch), 318 nucleotides long. RefSeq lists its product as uncharacterized. The record is from RefSeq and is a predicted model, not a curated record. NCBI's taxonomy places the organism in Eukaryota, Viridiplantae, Streptophyta, Magnoliopsida, Fabales, Fabaceae. The transcript is spliced from 2 exons. Bases 1 to 318 code for a protein of 105 amino acids.
AUGACCUUGAAUCUCGUCCAACCGAAAAAUAUACUUGCCACAUUGAAGUGGAAAGAACCCGACAAUGUAUCAAAUAUAAGGCAAGUGUAUAACAUUCGGUGCCGCACUAACAAGGCGAUUAUGGGAGAUAGAAGUGAGAUGCAACAACUGUUGAAAUUGUUGGAUGAUAACAUGCUCAUUCUCGAUUCUACCUACAAGACCAACAAGUAUAAACUUCCAUUAUUUGAGAUGGUUGGUGUUAUAUCUAUCGAGAAGACAUAUUCCCUUGGUUUUGCUUUUUUGGAGUGUGACAAAGAGGAUAAUUUACAUGGGCAUUAG